This is a messenger RNA of Haliotis rubra (blacklip abalone), 364 nucleotides long. Its product is annotated as protein CEBPZOS-like. The record is from RefSeq and is a predicted model, not a curated record. The transcript has 4 exons. Bases 60 to 317 code for a protein of 85 amino acids. NCBI's taxonomy places the organism in Eukaryota, Metazoa, Mollusca, Gastropoda, Lepetellida, Haliotidae.
CGACAUUGGAGUUAUGUCCCUUUAACCAUGCCAGUUCCGACUGUGUGUACAGGAAAACCAUGAAAAAAAUUCCUAAGAGAAGACCAUGGGGUGGACUGGUUGGUGGGAUCAAGAUCUUCCUCGGUGCUGAGUUGGCAGUUUUUGCAGUGUCCUUGUACUACUGGCGUAAGAUGAACUCUUCCCAAGACUUCAGGUACACUGUCCAUCAGAAGUAUCCCUUCUUGCUGAAUGGGUACUAUGAAAUGGGUGAACGUUUUGGGGGUCUGAACACACGGAAAGAAGAUUACCAAACUUGGGGAUUACCGCUGGAGAAGUAGCGAGUCAAUAUCAUCCUUCAACCUAUUACGGACCUGGUGGAUAUACA